Molecule: messenger RNA, 1992 nt
Organism: Xenia sp. Carnegie-2017
Lineage: Eukaryota; Metazoa; Cnidaria; Anthozoa; Malacalcyonacea; Xeniidae
Product: ornithine decarboxylase-like
Exons: 15
Coding region: 377-1744 (455 amino acids)
Cellular component (GO): cytoplasm
Molecular function (GO): ornithine decarboxylase activity
Source: RefSeq, a predicted model, not a curated record
AUGGCGCAUGCCUCGGAUCAUCUGCGAGCAUCUCAUUUCUUUCGUGUUGUUCGUUUCUUCAAUUCUUUUAUAUUUCUAUGUGGUUUUGCCUUUACAACAGCAACAAUUUCGUCCGAGAAGAAAAUCGGUGGUUCGUUCGGUGACCCUGGUGUUAGGGGAGGGUGUACGGCAAUAUUUUAUACCACAGACAACAAAAUCAGUGGCUUCUGGCUCUAUAAACUGAAACUGGACUUCUACUUUGGCCGGGAUCUCGACCCGAGCUAGCAUUUGCUAAGGGAAAAAUUUCAAGAUCACUUCAGAUCACUUGACUGGAGUAUACAAGGACUGAAGAUUCAACAUCAGAUCACCCCUGUUUUUUUAACUGACCGUCUUGAAAAUGAAGAUUGUUACACCAAACCCAGAAGUCUCCCUCUUUGAAGAUGGUGUUACCACCCAGGAAAUCAUCACCACAAUGAUGGAAAUGAAUGAAAAUGAGGACGAUGCAUUUUACUGUGUAGAUAUUGGUGACAUUUUACUGAAACAUUACAAGUGGAAGAAAUUGUUGCCGCGAAUUGAGCCGUUUUAUGCAAUCAAGUGUAAUACGGAUCCACUUGUACUUGAGAUGAUGGUCAACCUAGGGAUGGGAUUUGAUUGUGCUAGUAAGGUUGAGAUGCAGACGAUGCUUGCAUUAGAUGUCAAACCUCAUCAAAUCAUCUUUGCAAAUCCAUGCAAGCAAAUGACGCAUUUGAAAUAUGCUGUUGAUCAUGAUAUUGAUCUUAUGACUUUUGAUAAUGAAAGGGAGUUAAGGAAGAUCAAGGACCUUGCUCCAAACUCCAGAUUACUACUACGACUAUUGACCGAUGACUCAAAGUCUCUUUGUCAGCUUGGCCUGAAAUAUGGUGCUCCGCUUGAGCAAUGUCAACAUUUGCUUGAAGUUGCUUACCAACUUGACUUGAAUGUCGUUGGUGUAAGUUUCCAUGUUGGUAGUGGAUGUUUUGAUGCCACGGCUUUUAAAACUGCCAUUGAAUCUGCAAGAAUGGUUUUUGAUUGGGCCGAGAAGAUUGGAUAUUAUUUCACACUCCUGGACGUAGGAGGUGGAUUUCCCGGCUCCGCCAGUAAAGAUAUUUGUUUUGAAGAAGUGUGUUUGGUUUUGAAUAAAACCUUGGAAGAAUGCUUUCCAUCAGAGAAUGUGAAAAUAAUCGCCGAACCAGGUCGCUUUUACGUAAGCACAGCUUUCACUUUAGUCACGAAUGUGACGUCAAGACGAGAGACUAGCGCGAAGUUUACCUUUUUGAAUAAAGGGAAUCUUUCUCAGACAAAGUCUUCAAAGGGAUACAUGUAUUACAUCAACGAAGGUGUUUAUGGCUCUUUUAACUGUCUCAUAUUCGAUCAUGCUACCGUUGAACCGAUACUCUUACGUCAUCACCAUGACAACGUAGAAAAGUACCCGUCAAGCAUUUGGGGUCCUAGUUGCGACUCAAUGGAUUGCGUUGCCAAGAGCGUGAUGUUGCCAGAAUGUGACGUGGGUGAUUGGCUUUACUUUAAAGAGAUGGGAGCCUACACCUUGUCUGCUGCCUCUGGGUUUAACGGCUUUCUUCCUCCGCAAUGUCUCUAUUUUAUUACAUUCGGGGCAAAGUCAGCUCUUGAAAAGUUACUGCCAACGAUUUCGUUCGUCAAAGUGAAGGCGAAAAAGGUUGUCCAAGAAUAUUGUGAUAAUUUUCUGAACUUCAACAUCGAUAUUCAAAUGAUUGCAUCAAAUGCUUAGUUUGAGUUGCCUUCGUCAAAUUUCGCCGUUUGUGUGGACUUGGGAAAAGGAUAGAUACCUACACAGUAUAUAUAUUUAUGACAACGAAGGAUUCUUCAAACCGAGAAUAAUUUAUUUCUUUGCUUUCUUUAUAAUGUGCAUUUUUGAUAUAUUGAUUGCAUUUGGCGAUUAGCGCAGUAUCUUGAUAAUGUAGUUGUGAUAGUUAAAUUAUAUGCUAGACAUCUCAAAUUAGAUGUAUAUCCAAUAUA